This is a messenger RNA of Aspergillus homomorphus CBS 101889, 882 nucleotides long. RefSeq lists its product as uncharacterized. The record is from RefSeq and is a predicted model, not a curated record. The coding region runs from base 1 to 882 and encodes 293 amino acids. The transcript has 3 exons. NCBI's taxonomy places the organism in Eukaryota, Fungi, Ascomycota, Eurotiomycetes, Eurotiales, Aspergillaceae. Gene Ontology annotation, cellular component: cytoplasm; nucleus.
AUGGCGGCAUCUACAAACCACUCGCCGGCCAAUGCCAGAUUCAGAAUCCUGAUGCUUCAUGGCUACGCACAAACAGCCCAGAUCUUCCGAAUUAAGACCCGACUCCUCCUGCAAGAGAUUUCACAGUCCCUCUCCCCAAUCCUCCUGAAGAGAUACCCCGGGGGUCUUGAAUUCCUCUUCCCCGAUGGUCCUGUGAACCUGGACGCCGCUGGCGGCUCCGAGUUCGAGAUCAAGCCAGCCAGCGUAGCCAGACUAGGCUGGUGGUUGAACCUCGACAACACCAGCCGCUAUAUCUUUCUCAACGACGCCUUCCAUCACCUGGCCGACUUCCUGGGCGGGGAACCAAUCCACGGGGUGAUCGGCUUCUCGCAAGGCGGGGCCCUCGGUAUGAUGCUAGCCGCCAUGUGUGAGGCUGUGAAUGAUUCACAACGAGCGCAGGCAGUUCGCGCACAGAAUCUCCCCCUUGAUUCCUUCCUCCAGUCCCUCCCAGGCCAGCAACCACUGCAAUUCGCCCUCAGCUUCUGCGGCUUCCGGGGCACCAUGGACUACUACAGCAGCCUGUACCAGCCACCCCUCCGCACACCGUCCUUCCAUGCCAUCGGGCUGUUCGACACGAUGAUCACUGCCGACGAGAGCCAGGACCUCGUCACAUCCUUUGUCGCGCCGGACGUCCGCCACUUUUUCGGCGGCCAUUUCAUCCCCAGAGACGCGGAGAGUGUGGAGAGGGUCACCCAGUUUUUGCGGAGGAUCUGCCUGGAUCGUAUGACGGCGGACGUGGAUGCACCGGAGCCGAGUUCGACGGGGGACGCGGCUUCGUUGUCGAGUACGGCGAGUGUGAGACGUCGGUCGAAGAGGGUGUGGCGCCAGCAAGACGAAUCGUGA